AGCCAACUGAACAAUAUUCGGGGAUCCUAUGGUAUGCUCACUGAAUGCACAGAUCCAAAGCACUGAAGACCGCAAGUCCCAAGCUUCCAGGAUCCAUGGCGAUGGCCGACACAAGGAAUCUUCAAAAUAAACUCAAAUUUUCCCCUAUAGUUUGAGUAAUAACGAAGCAAACUGAGUUCAAGAUUCAGAAGAGUGGCUGCUGCAUUGUUGACGCGGUCGGACGAGGCUGAGAUUGGCCAUACAGUCAUCUGACCAUCGAGGCUCUUGAAAGUACCUCUUCUCCCAUUAACACAAUUUACUCUCCACUAUCAUUUGCUAUUGCCCCCAAUAUUCUACGAAAUGGAAGAAGACGAGUUAGUGAAGCGAUACAACCUGGACGUGUCCGUCCUAGGAGAUUUGGUACAGCGAUACAAACUGAACGUGUCCGUCCUGGGAGACCGAAAUCGCGAGAUCCUCCAUGCUCCCUCCAGCGACCAGUCUCAGGAGCAUAAAACUGUCACGAAGAUAUGGCAGCAGAAACAUGCUCUCGCUCAACACGUAUACCUGGAAGAGUCACAAUUUGGUGAACUGCGAGCUAUCAAGCAGGUGCAUUGGAGAGAUGUCAAGAGGGACCUGAGGGAACUUCAGGUCAUGGGAAGAGUCACAGAGGAAAAAGCCUUCUUUGUUCAGUUCUUCGGGUGGUUUUCGACCCCUGAUUAUAUCUUUUUCGCUAUGGAAUAUUGCCCCCUCGGUGACGUUUCUCAAUGCUUCCAAGACCCGGUUCCCGAAGUGAUGACUCGUAAUAUCUGUGGGCAAUUGCUGGAGGGACUAGGUAAACUGCACGAGAUGGGGAUUACGCAUCGGGAUAUUAAGCCUCAGAACAUACUAGUGGUGCAAAGGGACCCAAUAUGGGUUAAAAUUGGUGACUUCGGAAUCAGCAAGCGCGUCAUGGAAGGCGAAAACAGAACCGACCUAAGAACUCCCGCUGGAACAGAAGGAUAUAAAGCCCCGGAAGUCCAUCAACUACUAGAUGACGACAAAGAAGACUCGAGCUACACAUGUGCUGUUGACAUAUGGUCCUUGGGGUGUUUCCUCUAUUACGUUCUCACGAAGACGACCCCAUUCCAGACGGUCGCAAUGCUCCGUGACUAUUGCUUGGGCCGUAUUGAAUUCCCCGAAGCAUCACUUACUGAUCGAGGAGUGUCCCGGUCUGGUAGACAGUUUAUCAAUAAUCUCAUGGCUCUUCAUCCUCAUAAACGACCGCAGGCUUCAAAGGACCUCGUUUCUGAUUGGGAGAUUAUGGAGGAAAGUGAACUAUUAGAAGUUGAUAGCUUGGAAGGGACGAGCCGCGAGGCAAUAAGAUUAGGAAAACAGCCGGAACAUGUCACACCAUCCAUCAACAUCAAUGGAAACGCGCCACUUUAUAUUCAACCUCAGCCCAGUCGUGCCAACUUUGACGAUGAAAUGAACUAUCAGUCUUCGGAGCUGUGGCUUAUGAUGAAGGAUGCAGGUGCAGACAUAGGAAGAAUACGAUCGUUACUAGAGUCCGGAGCCAACCCAAACCAGUUACGAGAUGGACAUACAGCUCUACACAACGCAGCAGAGCGAGGCUCAACAAGAGGCAUGGAUCUCAUAAUCACCUACGGGGCAAACGUGCAAUUGAAAACCAGACCACACCAAGAAACAGCCUUGCACCUAGCCACUUACGAUGGUGACAUUUCAAAGCUACAAUCACUGCUCAAGCAACGAGCCGAUGUCGAUGCUCAAAACGCGGAUGGCGAUACUACGCUGCACCUAGCAAUUCUUAGGUUCCGCACGACGGAAGCAAUGGAGUUACUCCUAAGUAACGGAGCAUCCACAGAAAUCAAGGGCCGAAAUGGGUAUUGGCGUUCAUCAAAAGGCUAGUGGAGGCGGGAGCCGAUAUUGAUCAGAAAGACAAGAACAAGCGCAGCCCGUUAUAUGAGGCGGCAAAAUGCAACAAACGAGACAUUAUGCAUUAUCUGGUUGGCAGCGGUGCAAGUCGUGAGAUUGGUUCUUCUGGAAUGGAGAGGCGAUUACAAUGGGUGCAGUUUUGGAG
Aspergillus glaucus CBS 516.65 is the source of this 2056-nucleotide messenger RNA. RefSeq lists its product as uncharacterized. Gene Ontology annotation, biological process: protein phosphorylation; meiotic recombination checkpoint signaling. The record is from RefSeq and is a predicted model, not a curated record. Lineage: Eukaryota; Fungi; Ascomycota; Eurotiomycetes; Eurotiales; Aspergillaceae. The coding region runs from base 340 to 1884 and encodes 514 amino acids. Gene Ontology annotation, molecular function: ATP binding; protein binding; protein serine/threonine kinase activity. The transcript is spliced from 5 exons. Gene Ontology annotation, cellular component: cytoplasm; nucleus.